Caenorhabditis briggsae is the source of this 432-nucleotide messenger RNA. The record is from RefSeq and is a predicted model, not a curated record. NCBI's taxonomy places the organism in Eukaryota, Metazoa, Nematoda, Chromadorea, Rhabditida, Rhabditidae. The coding region runs from base 1 to 432 and encodes 143 amino acids. The transcript is spliced from 3 exons.
AUGAAUGUCUUCUCAACGUUUCCAGUUUUCAUUGAACCUCCAACAAAUGAUUUCCGUGCUGGCGCUGAACUCAAAGCGAUCGGAAUGUCACCAGCAGUGAUACAUGGUCUCGCUGUUCUUGAUGCUAAUUUCCGAACAGGAUUCAAACAAGUUUCAGAGGACAAAGAAGCAACCGACAGAUUUAUCAAGGAUUUUCAAGAUGAAACAGAUAAAUUUAUCAAUUCAAUGAGUCCAAAAGACAAACAGAUUUAUGAUAUUUAUAAAAAGAAAUAUGACAAAUUUCCAAAAAUCAACUUAUUCCAUUUCAGCGCGGUUUUCCGUGUUAUAAGAUUUCAAAAGGCUAUCAAUCUCACUUGUAUAGUCACAUUAAGCUCAUUUAUCUUAUUUAGAGCAACUAAAACACGAUUGUAUGAGUCCGCCAAACAGGCCUGA